CCAGCAUCGGCGUUGUCCAAUAAGUGCUUGCGUGCGAGUAGGGCUGCGCGGAGCCUGGCGGGAACCGCUGUGCGGCAGACGACGAGGGGCUGAGCAGCGGGCGACAUGUUCCAGGUUUCGGAGAGCGAGGGUGGCCGAACCGGCUCCAGGGCCAUGAAGCCUCCGGGAGGAGCGUCAAGCGAUCUUUUCGGAAGUCCAGAAGAAGGUGUUCCUUCAAGCCGACCCAAUAGGAUGGCAUCGAAUAUUUUUGGACCAACUGAAGAACCUCAGAACAUUCCUAAGAGAACCAACCCCCCGGGGGGAAAAGGAAGUGGUAUCUUUGAGGAAUCAACACCUGUGCAUACUUCACAGCGUCUGAACCCACCUGGUGGGAAGACCAGUAACAUUUUUGGGUCGCCAGUGACCACCACUUUACCCUUGGCACACCCAAACAAACCCAAGGACCAUGUACUCUUGUGUGAGGAAGACCCAAAAUUGGACCUUAAAGCCGCAACGAGCACCUUGCCCAGAGAAGAGCCGGGUGAGAAAGGCCGCCGGAGAGAAGCAGACGGUGCUCAGGAGCCCCAGGCCCCGCCCACGGUUGACAGCCAUGAGCCCCGGUUGGGCCCCCGGCCUCGAUCUCACAACAAAGUCCUGAAUCCACCUGGAGGCAAAUCCAGCAUCUCCUUCUACUAGAGAAGCUAUUGCUUCCCCUGUAGCCAGAUAAGAAACUCGAAAGAUAGGAUUUCAAAUAGUUUCCUUUAGUCCAAAGGAAUGGGGGUGGGGAGAGGGUCUGUUGCAUAUCUGAAGCCGCUGCUCAGGUUCCGUUGCCCCCGAGAGAGCCGCAGAGGACCACACCUUCCAGACGCCGAGAAACGUAUCUCUGGGGGAAAUGUGACUCCUUGGUGAACAGUCUGAUUUUGGAUGUGAGGAACUCUCAGGUGGGCCGGGUGGGGAGCUGGUGCGAGGCCACGGGACCCAGAUGAAGUGGGAUCUCCCAUGUCCCUGCGGCUUCAGCAGUCUGCCAGCCAGUGCUACCUAGAAAUCGCUUAACGUAGUAGCAGAGUUUAAAGCCUCAGAAAUCUAGAAACACUUUGGACAUAAACCAAAAAGUUAUUGUAAGUCUUACACUUUAUGGAGAGAUUUUUACCCCGAUCCUCUGUGGUGAUCUGACAGGAAUCUGCCUUUCGCUCAUGAGGGGCUGGUCUCGGUCUAUUCUCAGACUGGUUUUGCUUGUGAAUUGUUUCUUUUUUUUCCUCUCAUCGCUAAGUCUUGGCCUUUGCCCUUUACCAGCAAAGUGGACAGUUCCUCUAUCUGCAAGGCCCACUGACUUCUGCAAGACUAAAACUGUCCAGAUACAUCCGGGUAAUUGGGUUAUUUAAAUCCUUUAUGUGUCUUUAUUCCUGUUGACAUUGGGUAGGAGAGAUGCUUGAGAGCCUCGGAUUCUUAGGUUUGAACUCUUCAAUAUAACUAAAGAGCUAUUCUUAAACAGCAGCUUUACAUAAGUGACUAUUGACUGUUCUAUUUUGACACCUUUCUAGGAAAAAGUUACUCAGGUAUACCAAAGAAGAAAAGUUUGCCUAGGCCACCCUUUAUAAAGCUCUGCAGAACUUCUGGACUGUAUUCCUUUUCCAGAAGAGACUUGGAAGCCUUAGGCUAGGAGGAGAUUUACUAGUUCGACAGCAAAGCCCCAGCUGGCCGGCUGAGUUGCUUUACUUAGGCAGAAGUUUCUUACAUUCGGCCUCCAAGGGUAUAGUCUCCAUUCACUCAUGCUGGACCAGUAGUUCACAGGAGAAAGGGUUUGUGUGGUAGUGGCUUUUGUUAUGGGUGCCUACAGAGCAAAUGCCAGGUGGUAGAACUGUCUUCAUCAUUCUUAAAAUUGAAAAGGAAACAUCUGCGUUGAGUUAUAAUCACAGUGGCUGAGACACUAAGUGCCUGCAGGAGCCGCCUGCCAAACCCCACUUCUCACACCUGGCACACGGAGGGGACCUGCAUGUGGCUUAGUCAACCAAAGAGUUUCCCUCCUUUCAGUUGUCGUGCUGACUUUGCAGCAAAGAAAUACUCGUUCCAUGUGACUUUAUCAAGUACUUCCUGUCUCCGUGCUUCAGAUAGUCCCUUUUUAAGAAAUUCAUUUGGAACUCAGAGCUUUUUUUCCACAUUAAGAUGUUGUAAGUGGUGCUUAGCCUUUUAAGGCCAAAUACACUGAUUUGUUUAACUUAAAAUGAAAUGUGCUAAUGGUGGAAAUGAGCUGCCAUUUAUAACUACAUUUAUUUUUCACAUACAAGAAAAUGGUUUGUGAGUUCCAAAUUGGGUUGCUAGGAAGACCCUGACGUACUGCUGGUCCUUGUGGCUUCACCCCCACUGUCAGCCAAAUGACAGGAGGAACUCCAGCUCUGUCCACUGGUGGGGAUUUCUGGGGCGGAGAUGGGGAAACCGAAGAUGGGAAGAGAGGCCCAGGGCGAUGAGGAAAGCAGGAGCUAUAGCAGGAGCCUCUGGGCAGCAGUGACUACUCCUGCCUUUUCUCUUCAUCUUUACCCCCUUUUCCUCCCUGGGGCUGUAGGAGUGGGUUUCCAGUGUCUCCAUAGUCUGGUCACCGGGAGAAGCAGAAGAGGAGUUUCUGCUCCUGUGAGCCCGAUGGGGAUGGUCAUCUGUAUUUGGAAAAUGCUCUAGACAUUAGGGCUGUCUGUGUCUGGAAGACUGAUUAACUAUUAGCAUCCUGUUCUCGACCUCUAAGCUGCAUUGAGAAAUUACCAGUCUGUAUUUUUAUUAAGCCUUAAAACUUUAUGUGCAUUUGGUGCCAACUUUUUUCUAGAGCUGUAUCAAAAAAAAAACAAAACUGUACUUACAUGACGAUGUAAUUUUGAUAAGAACAUUUUGUUAUUUUCACAAGGCAGAAUUGGGUACAACAGUUGGAUUAAACUCAGUAAUCAUGUA
Messenger RNA from Phyllostomus hastatus (greater spear-nosed bat), 2913 nucleotides. It is a transcript of the gene JPT2, whose product is annotated as Jupiter microtubule associated homolog 2. Lineage: Eukaryota; Metazoa; Chordata; Mammalia; Chiroptera; Phyllostomidae. The record is from RefSeq and is a predicted model, not a curated record. Gene Ontology annotation, cellular component: nucleus. The coding region runs from base 106 to 675 and encodes 189 amino acids. The transcript has 5 exons.